Molecule: messenger RNA, 2088 nt
Organism: Capsella rubella
Lineage: Eukaryota; Viridiplantae; Streptophyta; Magnoliopsida; Brassicales; Brassicaceae
Product: chlorophyll(ide) b reductase NOL, chloroplastic
Exons: 19
Coding region: 916-1965 (349 amino acids)
Molecular function (GO): oxidoreductase activity
Source: RefSeq, a predicted model, not a curated record
GAGUAAAGAAAAAAUUUAGUAAGAGAGAGGGUUCAUAACGGCGACGAGAGUAAACAUAUAUGAACAAAUCAGAGUCUCGACUCAGCACGAACCCUUACCUUGUCUUUUGUCCGCUUCACUUCAAGUUCCGUUUCACCGAGUGAGUUUGAUUGAAUCUGCUUAAAGUUUGAUUUUUUUUAUUUUCUUUUCAAUGUUACUUCUCCUCUAGGGUGGAGAAGUUGCUUUCUUCAUAGAAUCGGGGAUGAUGCACUAUAUGACGCAGCAACAACUACGAUGGAAUAUGUGGAGUUAUUGACAACCAAGCUUGCUUUGUGUAAAGUUAUCAUAUAACUGUGGACAACACUUUAUCCCCUGCCCAUGUGGGUAUCAUCAUCCCAAAACCAGUUGGAGAUGCUACAUGUCCUCCAAAAGUUGAAACCUUUUGUCUCCGUGGGUGGUGGUUUACUCGCUGCUUGGUUAUAUUUGAUGUUUUGCUAUCUGCAGAUUGUCUUGUUACAGGAGGUUUCCUUCAACAUUGGCGAAUCUGUAAAGAAUAGAGAUACUGAUUCAGGAUGCUAACGAGAAGGCAGUAACAAAUAUCAGACUUCUAAGUUUGGUAACAGACUAAAACUCUUAUCAAAAUUUGUCUAUGUCUUUACAUGGAACCACAGAAGCAGCAGGAUAGGAAGUAAAAGCAUCUAAUUGCGCCUCCUUCCAACUACAAGCAUGGCGUUCCUUUCGUUGGUGGCAGGGAUAAAACAAUAGUAUAGGGUUAUUAACAUCAACACCCCAAAACUUGAGGGGCUUUGAUGUAGUUUUGACAAUAAUUGGAGCAUUUAUCAUCUUAUAUUUCGCCACGUGGCAUUUUGCUCUCAAGGACUUGCUUGCUUACGCAACAUCUCUCUGUCUCUCUCUCUCUCUCUGAGCUUCUCUGUAAUGGCUACUUGGAGUGGUUUCAAUGUCUCUUCUUCUCCGUUGGUUAGGCUUCGUUCUUACUCCGUCGCAAAUUCCUCCCAACUUCCGUUUCUCUCUCCUCUUUGCCGCCGUCGGUUACUGGCAGAACGCUUCGGUCUCGCAACUAUAGUUGUUUCGCGCCAAGACCUCCCAGUUUCUCCGCCGCAUGCGGCGGCAAUGGAAGCUCGCGUCUCAGGAAAGAGAGAACCCAUGGUGCCUCCGUAUAACGUAUUAAUCACUGGCUCAACAAAAGGUAUAGGAUAUGCAUUAGCUAGAGAGUUUUUGAAAGCAGGCGACAAUGUUGUGAUUUGCUCUAGAUCAUCUGAACGAGUUGAGUCUGCUCUUCAGAGUCUUAAGGACGAAUUUGGGGAGCAUGUGUGGGGAACUAAGUGUGAUGUUAGGGAAGGGAAAGAUGUGAAGGAACUCGUUGCUUAUAGUCAGCAGAAUCUGAAAUACAUUGACAUUUGGAUAAAUAAUGCGGGAUCUAAUGCCUACAGCUUUAAACCUUUGGCAGAGGCUUCGGAUGAGGAUCUUAUCGAAGUUGUGAAAACCAAUACCCUUGGUCUGAUGUUAUGUUGCCGAGAGGCAAUGAAUAUGAUGUUGACACAAUCUCGAGGUGGUCAUAUCUUCAAUAUUGAUGGAGCUGGUUCAGAUGGGAAACCAACACCCAGGUUUGCUGCUUAUGGUGCAACUAAACGAAGCGUUGUUCACUUGACAAAGUCAUUACAGGCUGAGUUGCAGAUGCAAGAUGUUAAAAAUGUUGUGGUGCACAACCUUUCGCCUGGAAUGGUCACAACUGAUCUACUCAUGUCUGGAGCAACAACAAAACAAGCCAAGUUCUUCAUUAAUGUAUUGGCAGAGCCAGCCGAAGUGGUGGCUGAGUACCUAGUCCCGAACAUAAGGGCGAUACUGGCUAGCGGAUCGAUGAAGCCGACUUACAUUCGUUUCCUAACCGGAAUCAAAGCCUACACCAAAAUAUUCUCAAGAGUUGCAUUGGGAGCAAGGAAGAACAGGUAUGUGACUGAAGACUAGGAAUCAAAACUAAAGGAUUAGAAUUGUAUUGGUUUUCCUGUUUGUUGAAUGGUAAAUAAAAAUCUCUACAAACUGUUGUGUAAGUUGUUUCACUUCUUAUAAAAAAAAAGUUGUUUAACUUCA